Paramormyrops kingsleyae is the source of this 1857-nucleotide messenger RNA. RefSeq names its product nedd8 activating enzyme E1 subunit 1 (gene nae1). The record is from RefSeq and is a predicted model, not a curated record. NCBI's taxonomy places the organism in Eukaryota, Metazoa, Chordata, Actinopteri, Osteoglossiformes, Mormyridae. Gene Ontology annotation, molecular function: NEDD8 activating enzyme activity. Gene Ontology annotation, biological process: protein neddylation. Gene Ontology annotation, cellular component: cytoplasm.
GUAGUAUAGUGAUCCCGCGUCUUAACUCCGCCCCAUCCAUUAACCUUGGGGCCAUCAGCCGGGAAACACCGCAUUUAUACUGCUAAAUGUUACUUAUUUUGAGUUUUGUAGACUAAUGGUAUUUUCGGCUGAAGAAAGGAAGUCGACUAACAUCGCAGUCCGCGCCGCAGCCAUGGCCGACGGCUCUAAAGGGAAAUCAACGAAGGAGCAGAAAUAUGACAGGCAGCUCAGAUUGUGGGGGGAUCACGGGCAAGAUGCCCUGGAGAAUGCACAUGUGUGUGUGAUCAAUGCCACUGCCACGGGAACAGAAUUACUCAAGAAUUUGGUGCUGCCAGGUAUUGGUGCAUUUACCAUUGUAGAUGGUCAUAAAGCUUCGGGAGAGGAUGUGGGAAACAACUUUUUUCUAAGUAUUGAUAGCAUUGGGAAGAGUCGUGCUCAGGCUGCCACAGAGCUGCUUCAGGAGCUGAACAGCGACGUCUCUGGCAACUUCGUAGAGGAGACUCCAGACAAGCUCCUGGACAAUGACCCUGAGUUCUUCCACAGAUUCAGCUUGGUCAUUGGAGUCCAACUGGAGGAGAGCACAUGCCUGAGACUGGGUGCGGUGCUGUGGAACGCUGGAGUUCCCUUUCUGGCAUGCAGGACAUACGGACUCGUGGGGUACAUGAGGCUGGCAGUAAGAGAACACACAGUGAUAGAAUCGCAUCCAGAUAAUGCGCUGGAAGACCUGAGGCUUGACCAACCAUUUACAGAGCUGAAGAAUCAUGUCCAGUCUUACAAUCUAGACAAUAUGGAGAAAAAGCACCAUAGUCAUACACCAUGGAUCAUUAUUGUUGCCAAGUACCUAGAAAAGUGGUACAAUGAGCACAAUUUUCAGUUACCGAAGAAUUACAAAGAGAAGGAGUCAUUCCGAGAGCUCAUCCGGAAUGGCAUUUUGCAGAAUGAGAAUGGAGUUCCUGAGGAUGAGGAGAACUUUGAAGAGGCGAUAAAGAAUGUCAACACUGCCCUUAACCCAACAAAGAUUUCACGUCUGGUACAGGAGAUCUUUGAUGGAGAAGAAUGCAAGAACAUUACAUCUCAGACGCCAGCCUUCUGGAUAAUGGCAAGGGCGGUGAAGGAGUUUGUGGAGAGUGAGGGCGGGGGGAACCUGCCCGUCCGCGGCACUAUUCCUGACAUGAUCGCUGACUCUGAGAAGUUCAUCAACCUCCAGAACGUUUACAGAGAAAAAGCAAUGCAAGACGCUUUGCUGGUGGCCAAACAUGUGGAGUCUCUCCUACAGUCUGUUGGAAAGCCUCCAGAGAGCAUCACUGAGCAAGACAUUAAACUCUUCUGUAAAAAUGCUGCUUUUCUGAGAGUGGUGCACUGCAGGUCCCUGGCAGACGAGUACAGCGUAGAGUCUUUGAACAAGGACGAGAUCACCUCCUGUAUGGACAGUCCCGACUGCGAGAUGGUUCUCUACCUCAUGCUGCGCUCCAUUGAUCGCUUUCAUCAGCAACACUCCCGUUACCCAGGUGUCUACAAUUAUCAGGUUGAAGAAGACAUUGGCAAAUUGAAGCUGUGUGUCAACAGCCUUCUUCAAGAAUAUGGCUUGAAUGUAAACGUCAAGGAUGAUUACAUUCAUGAAUUCUGUCGCUAUGGUGCCAGUGAACCACACACAGUAGCAUCCUUUCUGGGAGGGUGUGCUGCUCAAGAGGCCAUCAAAAUCAUCACCCACCAGUUUGUACCGUUCAACAAUACGUUUAUCUACAAUGCGAUGUCCCAGACAUCAGCCACUUUCCAGCUCUGAAAUAAAAUGGUUCUUCUUCUUUUGUGUUACUUUAUGCUAUACUGUAGACUAUUAAAUUAAAACUAAACCCCGAA